AUGGCACUUCCAUCCGCCUCUUCACGUACCGCCACCCUCCGCGCCAAACUGUCCGCCUACCAUUGUUCAUCAUCAAACUCGACGACAUCGUCCACCACCACCACCACCACCACUCCUCUCAAACCACUGAUCGCCAUGUCCGCCCACUCUGCCCUUUCGGCCAAGAUAGCCUCCCAAGUCACCACCACUUCUGUCUCAUCCUCCUCGACCACUGGGUCGACUCCUCCCACGGCAGCCGUCCCUGCCUUUGACGCCAUCUGGGUUUCGGGAUUCGAACUUUCCGCCCUCCACGCCGUCCCCGACGCCAGCAUCAUUUCACCGUCGACACACCUCUCCACCACGCGCGACAUUUUCCACUCUCAACCACUCCCCUUGAUCGCCGACUUGGACACGGGGUUCGGCAACGCCGUCAACCUGGCCUACGCCUUGCCUCGGUACGAAGCCGCCGGGACGUCGGCGGUGGUGAUUGAAGACAAGACUUUUCCCAAAGACAGUAGUUUGAGACCCGGUGGUCGUCAACAUUUGGUGCCGAUCCCUGAAUUCCAAGCAAAGAUCCGAGCCGCCAAGGAGCUUUCGAGUAUGAUUGUGAUUGCACGUACCGAAGCAUUGAUCGCUGCUGCUACUGCGGUCGACACCACCACCACCAACCCAAAUCAAAAUCAAAAUCGAGGUCAAUCAGAAGCAUUGGCCCGAGCCUUGGCCUACGAAGAAGCCGGUGCGGACGCCGUCUUGGUCCACAGUAAAUCUUCCACGCCCAAAGAAAUCAUCUCCUUCUGUAGCGCCUACACCGGCAACGUCCCCUUGGUGAUCGUCCCCACCUCUUACCCACGGUGGUCUUUCGAGGACGUCUCCAGGCUCACGGACAACAAGGUAGGGUUGGUCAUUUGUGGGAACCACGCCGUCAGGGCCGCCGUGGCCGGUAUGCGUAGCGCCUUUCGACGGAUAGCCGACGACCGAGGGAUCGCCGGGGUCCAGGACGAAAUCGCUUCCGUCGAGGACAUUUUUCAGUUACAGGGGGACGAUGAGUUGAGGGAGUUGGAAAAAAAGUAUCUACCUUGACCUCGACGAACCACCCACGCGCAUACACACAUACACAUCUUGAGGAUUAUAG
Messenger RNA from Exophiala oligosperma, 1111 nucleotides. RefSeq names its product phosphonopyruvate hydrolase. NCBI's taxonomy places the organism in Eukaryota, Fungi, Ascomycota, Eurotiomycetes, Chaetothyriales, Herpotrichiellaceae. The record is from RefSeq and is a predicted model, not a curated record. The coding region runs from base 1 to 1059 and encodes 352 amino acids. The transcript has a single exon. Gene Ontology annotation, molecular function: catalytic activity.